AUGACGAUCGAAACAGGAUCUGGCAUCGCAUUGAUUGGGGCCGUUGAUCGGUCCUCCUCAGAACAUCUUCCGGCAUUGAUUGUCAAUCACGCCAACUUGGUUGCUAUCUACUCCCGUUCUAAAAGAUCCGCACAAGCACUCCUCCAGGUAGCUGAGUCUCAGGGGUCUAAUGCCUCGAAUAUCACUAUCUAUUCCGAUGACGGUGGGGAUAACAACCUCGAAAAUCUCCUAAACCGAGCCGAUGUUGCCGCGGUGAUAAUUUCGCUUCCCAUUCUGGUUCAGCCAGACGUGGUUAGGAAGUGCCUCGCUGCGGGGAAGCAUGUUCUUAGUGAGAAGCCUCUUGCCAAAGACUACGAGACCGGUGCUGCGUUGGUCUCCGAAUAUGAGACCAAAUACGCCCCCAAGGGUCAGGUAUUCAUGGUUGGUGAGCAAGUCCGCUACAAUGUCGGUCUCUCCAAAGCUCGCCAACUAAUUCAGUCUGGAAACAUCGGCGAGCUAACGGGUAUACAUGCCCGCGUGUGGGCUGCAAUAAAACCAGGAAACAAAUUCUAUGAGACAAAAUGGCGAAACCCCCCAGGAUAUCAAGGAGGUUUUAUCCUUGAUGGAGGAAUCCACUUUGUUGCGUUGAUCCAACAUGUUGCUGGUCAAGAGAUCACCGAGACGAAGAGUUUCACGAAGCAGAUCGCUACCCAUUUGCCGCCAAUGGAUACGAUCAAUGUAGCAUUACAAUGCCGCAAUGGUGCCCAAGGAUGCUUUAGUAUCUGCCUAGCAUCAAACAAAACAGUGUCUGAGUUCCUCUUUAUGGGAACUGAUGGAACCCUCACUAUUCAAAUCAUGGCAACUGAAGCAACUUUCCCCGACCAAUUCAUGGGGAAAAUUGCGCUAAAACUGGAGGGGAAAAUGCAGCUGGAAGAAAGCAUCGAUGGUCAUGCUAUGAAGGAAGAAAUCAAGGCUUUUCUUCAGGCAAUUUCUCACAGUUCCGCGCAUUCCCAACAUGGAUUAAGGGAAGCGCUCUCUGAUCUAGCUGUUGUUGAAAGCAUUUGCUCUGGGGGAGGUAUUGUUUCAACACCAUGA
Messenger RNA from Penicillium soppii, 1074 nucleotides. Its product is annotated as Gfo/Idh/MocA family protein. The coding region runs from base 1 to 1074 and encodes 357 amino acids. Gene Ontology annotation, biological process: NADPH regeneration. Gene Ontology annotation, molecular function: oxidoreductase activity; nucleotide binding. The record is from RefSeq and is a predicted model, not a curated record. NCBI's taxonomy places the organism in Eukaryota, Fungi, Ascomycota, Eurotiomycetes, Eurotiales, Aspergillaceae. The transcript is spliced from 2 exons. Gene Ontology annotation, cellular component: cytoplasm.